GUGUAGCUACGUCGCAUGGUUUAGGUGCGGUUAAUCUGUUUCCGGUGUGAGAAAAGGAUAAAACGCAGCCGGUCCCCUCCUUCUUUAGUCACCUGUUUGGGAAAUUUUACGAACAGAGUCAACAAAAUGUCUUUCGACUUGUCUUCAGCUUUAGGUCAGGAAGAUGAGGUGAAGAAGGAGGCUGCUCAGAAGGAUGAGUUUAAUUUGCCCUGGCAGAAGAAGAAGGACAAGGACAAGGAAGGUGGCAAGUCUAACAAAGAGGACAAGUCUGACAAAGAGGACAAGUCUGACAAAAAGCACAAGUCUGACAAAGAGGACAAGUCUGACAAAAAGCAUAAGUCUGAAAAAUCCAAGGACAAAGACAGCAAAGACCACAAGAUGAAGCACAAGAAGAAAAAGGAAAAGAAGGAGGGCAAGAAAUCAGGCUCUUCAUCCUCCAGCAGCAGUGAUGAGGAAUGAUUCUUCCUCGAUCUCUUAUGAUCUUGUCUGUUGACAAAAUGAGUGUGUGGUUGAAUGUACAGUAGUACCAACUUUUCUCCCUGUCCUUUUAUUGGUGUCGCCGAAACAUGCUGGUCUUGUGUAAAGAAAUCUGCUGAUUCAAUAAAGUAAAUCUUCGGUCAAAAAAA
This is a messenger RNA of Perca fluviatilis (European perch), 626 nucleotides long. RefSeq lists its product as uncharacterized. The transcript has 4 exons. The record is from RefSeq and is a predicted model, not a curated record. Bases 127 to 459 code for a protein of 110 amino acids. Lineage: Eukaryota; Metazoa; Chordata; Actinopteri; Perciformes; Percidae.